CUUUUGUCAUGUUGGAACUAGGAGAAUUCCUUCAAAUUCAUACAAAGUUUAAUGUGUGAAAUUGUUAUAAUUAUUCAAUAAUAAAACAUAUUUUUGUUACCUAGUAUAUUAAGAUGAACUCAUGUGGUCUAAUGAAGUAGCUAGUUAGUGUUUCAAGUGUGCUGGCUAGGGAAAUUAAAUGUUAUAGGCCAAAAUGUCCCGCAACAGAUGCGACGGGCUUUUAGCUCGAGUGGAUUUCCCUUUGUACACACUACAAACUCUCACGAAUCGUCAUGUGCUCGUGGCCGGAGGCGGUGGAGCUUCUAAUACGGGAGUCGCGAAUGGUUUUGAGAUAUUUGAGAUUUCGCACAAUGGAAGCAGGUUUGUUGCGGAAGAGGUGAUGCGGCAUGAGACUGGCCCGAACGUAGUGAUGACUUGCUCUGUGAAUAGCGCCCAGAACCGGACGUACCUGGCCGCUGGACAGGAGAGUCAUUGUCAGCUUUACAAAGUGAAUAUCCGGAUGGUGGACGCGGCGGAAAUGCGACGAGGCAGUUUCCGUGCCGAAAACGGCCUCGUGCGCCGUCGGCGACGCACUGUCUCCGAGAAUGACAACAUAUCAAAGAAAGACAGCAACAGUAACACUACAGAGAAACGAAUAUCCUUUGAAAUACGGCCUAUAGACAGUGUGCAGACUGAUUUUGGUGAUGAUCCCCUCCAGCGAGUAGUGAGGGUCAGUCACAAUGGCAAAUUAAUGGCCACGGGUGGCAUGGAUGGGAGGGUGAGGGUCUGGAGCUUUCCCAAGAUGCAGCUGUUGUUUAUAUUGGAUGCACACACUAAAGAGUUAGACGACUUGGACUUCAGUCCGUGCGACACACAGCUAGUGAGUAUAGCGAAGGACGGCUUCGCGUAUGUGUGGUCCACGGCCAGUAAGAAGGCGCCCCUACUGAAACUCACGUGUCAACCCCCCAACGGCAACAAAUAUUUAUUUAGGAGGUGCAGAUUCGGCUUAAUAGAAGAUGAAAAGGACGCCUAUAGAAUGUUCACGAUCGCCAACCCGCUGGCGCGGUCGGGCGCGGCGCGUGGGCUGCUGCAGCUGUGGCGCGACGGCUCGCUGCAGCGCAGCGUGCUGCUGCCCGAGUCGCUGGCCUCGCUGGCCGUGCGCGACGAUGGCCGCUUUGUCGGCGUCGGCACCAUGUUUAGCGGCUCCGUCGACAUAUAUGUCGCGUUCAGUCUGCAGCGGGUGCUGCACGUGCAGAACGCGCACAUGAUGUUCGUGACGGGGCUGGAGUUCCUGCCGGUGCGCGGCUACGGGCCGCCCAUCGCCAGCCGCAGCGAGGCCGCCCUGCUCUCCAUUUCCGUCGACAACUGCCUCUGCGUGCACAGCUUGCCUUGCAGGAGUACAGUACCUGCCUGGGUUGCCAUUCUACUUAUCGUAUUUGUACUGUUUUGUACAUUCACCCUGUGUUCGUACCUGGGCAUUUAACGACGUAUAUCGAAUUAAAAAUAAAUUGGCAUAGACAAGCGCGCGGUGAGAAUAGGUACCUAUCAAACUGGACUAUUUUAGUUGGACUAUUGGUCCGUUAAAAUGGCGCGCUUUAUGUAUAAAUUAAUAUAUUUGUCAAUAAGUGGUGUUUAAUGAAAAGUACCUUGGGAUUACUUUAGGAUAAAUUAUGUUAAUAGUUAAUUAUGCUCACUGUAUGUAUAAAUAGAAUCAAUUGAUUAAAAUAAUGUGCAAUGUU
Molecule: messenger RNA, 1718 nt
Organism: Galleria mellonella (greater wax moth)
Lineage: Eukaryota; Metazoa; Arthropoda; Insecta; Lepidoptera; Pyralidae
Product: prolactin regulatory element-binding protein
Exons: 7
Coding region: 194-1462 (422 amino acids)
Biological process (GO): protein secretion
Cellular component (GO): endoplasmic reticulum membrane
Molecular function (GO): GTPase activator activity; protein binding; guanyl-nucleotide exchange factor activity
Source: RefSeq, a predicted model, not a curated record